CCCUCUCCCCCUCCCCCCGGCAAUUCUGGACCCGCCGUUGAACACUGACACGUACCGAACGCAGCGCGACGAAAAACAAAAUGAUCGUCGGUUCCCUACCUCAUUUCUGUUUAUCGAGCACGUGCUACUUCGUAGUAGCAAUCUUCUUCCUGCAUAGAUUCUUAUUGAAACUCGACAUUGGUUCGUGACGGCAUUGACCUUCGCUUUGCAUGCAAUCUAAUCAACCUAUUGGAAAAGCUGCCUGCUAAAAAUAGAAUUUCUCUUCUGAUGUCAACAAAGCUGGUCAGCUGUUUCCUUGAACCAGUCUGUCGGGCCUACUUGUUAUGGCCGCUAGUGAAAUAUAAUAGCAGCGUGAGAGGCGCAUCGCUUGACGUUUUAAUUUUUACAUUCGGUUCCGACGAAGUUCGUGCUGAGGACUAGCUUUUGUUGACGAAGAAAAAGAAGGUUCUGUCACGAUCUCGGUAUCUAAACCAGUUGCUGCUGUGAAAACUGUGAACGCCAGAGAAUCAACACGGUCUUGUCAAAAACACCUGCGAUUUGUUGUCGCCCGGGGACUGACAUCAACACAACAAGAACAGUCUAAAGGUUUACUGACCGCCGUCCAAAACGUUCGGACGUUCAGGAAAGCGAGUCUGCAGUUUUUAAUCACACAAGUAUAUGGUGACGUCUGCUCGUUGCUUGGUCGGCUGUUUGAAGUUGUUCGUUAUUCGACUAGUUCAAGAGGUCUUCUUGUUUUUUUACUACUGGUUUAAAGACGAUUGUUUGUAAUUCAACUACCAUUUUUCCACGUCUGCUUGAAAUUCGACCACAAGUUUUAAAGACUUCUCUGUGUAAAUCGACUUCUGUACUAGUUUAUGACGUCGACUUGGUGACUGCGUCUUCGUGUUGAACUUAGCCUACCUGCUAGUAAACUUCGUCAGCUUGACAUCAUUGUCUUCGAUCACAGUUACACUGGAGCUGAAACCCGACUCGCCUCAAGACGGCAUCGACCCGCACCACCGACGAUUAAUACCGACGAUACUUUCUCUUGAGACGAAUAUUAUCGUCUGCCGCCCACUGGACCAGACGACAAAAUGGCGUCAUCAAAAGACACGCCCGCCCAGCAGUCCCGCCCAAAGAUCUACGUGACGGGCUCUCUGCCCCAGCGCGGCGUGGACGUCUUGCUAAAAGGGUGCAAUGUCGCCAUGUGGGAGAGUGAUGAGGUGGUGCCCAGGGGGGAGCUGCUCAAUGGGAUUGUCGGGGUACACGGCUUGUUGUGCAUGACAGGAGACUCCGUCGAUGCUGAGGUGCUGGACGCCGCAGGCCCCAACCUUCGUGUUGUUGCCACGAUGUCCCCGGCAAACAACCACAUUGAUGUCGGCGAGUGCAAAAAACGGAGCAUCCGGGUACUUUCCCUGCCUGACCAAUCGUCGGAGAACAAGGCGGAUAUGGCGCUCAUCCUGCUCCUCAUGACAAUGAAGACUUGUAAUCAGUAUAACGAAAACAUGAACGGCUGUAUUCUGGCAAAUGGUAGACCAAACGGCUUUGGUUUAAAACACAUGAUAAGCAAAACGUUCGGAAUCUUUGGACUGUCGAGCAUUGGCAAACGUCUUGCACAGCGAUUGGUCGAUUUCGGCGUGACGUCAAUUGUGGCGACGCCCGGGAACGAGCAGGAUGGAAAGACGAACGCUAACGAUGUCAACAUAGAGUUGGUUUCGUGGGACCAGUUCCUGGCGCAAUCUGACGUCAUAUUCAUCUGCGAAGAACCCACGAAAUCGCUCAAGCACGUGUUCAACAAGGAGACAUUUACGAGCAUGCGCAAUGACGCCAUCUUGGUGAAUUUCGGUCCGGGAGAGUUCAUUAAUUAUUUUGAUCUCUACACGGCUCUCAAGCAGGGCGAGAUAUCGGCGGCCGGCUUGAACGACUGCAACCAACAACCGAUCCCGUUCAAGUGCCCGCUGGUGGGGUUGCACAACUGCGUUUUCCUUCCUCAGCCGGAGGAGAGUUCUUACGAUAUGCGUCACAAGGACUCGGUGGUUAUGGCGAAAAACCUCAUGAGAGAAAUGUUUUGUACUAACAAUGGAAUAAAAGUGUAAUAACUUAUUUAUUACCCGGGAUGAUUGAUGACAGACAAUCGGUUGUUGCAAAGACUCUUGUUGUUAUAGUAGUAAUUAGAAUUGUUAUAGUAGUAAUUAGAAGAAAUGACGUCAUAGAGAUUAUGAGCAGGCUCAUACUAUUUAUGUCAAGUUUUUAUUGAGACUAGACACUCUUUAAGACCAGUAAUAAGAGACACUUAGAAACAAAGAAAAACUAAUCCCAAAAGUGUUAUUAUUAGGUGAUAAAGGAAGAAAGUUAUUACAAGUCGGUCAUGUGGGUUUGGCUCCAAAUUAUAGGGCCAGGAAGUUUUCAUCAAGUUAAAUAAAACAACAACCUCCUUCCCCCCAAACCUCCCAGUAUCACUGAGAGGGUGUGAUAACUUCGAACUGCGGUGGAUGCAGAAGGCAUGUUUUCGUUGGCAGUAGGAUUAUUACACGUCGGAUAUGUGUUUUGCCGCCAAAUUAUAGGCCCUUGUUUUUUUCGUAAACCAUCAUCAAGUCGAAUGAAACAACAACAACCUUCCCCAUAACAACAAAACAAACCCCAUCCCAGUAGAAUGGCAAUGGGUGCAGAACGCAUGUUUUGAUGAUGACUGCAAGUGAACUUUAAAAAUAGGAGCUGAGCCCCUUCCCAAAACUUUCCUAGAUCCGGCCUGCUAUUGCUUAGUGACGUCCAUAACGUGAGGGGGUGGGUUUGACUACAGUGUCCUAAUUAUAACCUAUUCCAUUCCCCAUUAUUUUUAUUAUUAUUAUUUUUUUAUUAUUUUUAAAUUGGCCUAUUCAUCAGUGAUUAGCAAAGAUCCAACUUAAAUUAAUUAAUUUAGGCCUUUAGUAAUUCGGUAGACUAUUUGCCCCACCAAGCUAUAUGCAUGUACAUCAGAUUUUAAAGUUUGAAUGUUUUUAAUUGUGUGUAGAGCUUUCACGUAAAGAGAAGCUGCAUUCCACCGGCACUCAUAUAGUUUCAGUGUUGCUAUUGUUAUAUUGCAUAUAUUAUACAUUACUCAUCUUUCGCUAGUGAUAUAUAUUACAUAUUACUCAUCUUUCGCUAGAAAUAUUUGCAAAACAUAUUAAGUAUAGUAACUGCAUUUACAGGCGUAGGAACGAUAUUUUUAGUAGGGAGGGGCCACACGCUCUGGUCGGGGGGGGGGGGGGGGGGGGGGCGCAAGCCAGAUUUGUAUAUGUUUAUAUAGAGUAGGACAAAAACUAAUUUUCAUCUUAAGUGAGGAGCUGUGCCCCCCACGUUCCUACGUAGCUGAUUUACCGUGUUCUAUGAAUGACGUAUCUUAACUGCAGCCACGCUGGGAAGGAAUAAGUCACUUCUACGUUUUGUUAAUCUAGAUUAGGGUCUGAUGCAUUACCAUGAUAAAAUGGGAGGUUGUUUGUAAGACCGCAUAGUGUUAUUGAAUUGAAGGUGUGCACACAUUGUUCAUCGUGUUGUAUAGUCGCUAUAUCCCUAGCGAAAUCUGAGUCUUAUAUCCUGUGAACCAGUUAGACUUGUCACAAAUACAUUGCAUAGUAUUGUAUUCUUAUACUGUACUGUAUGUACGAGUGAAUGCGUGGGUGUUUAAGCCCUGCACUGAAUGUCAAUACUGAUAAGGAAGACAUUGAUACAAGGCAGGCGAGAGAAGGGGUUGGCAGGAUGUCCGUUUUCUGCCGUUUUAAAAAUGUUUCUUGGGACUUUCUUAUCCUUGGUUGAUACAAUUUUAUUUUACAUUGUGGUGGGGCUAGGAUCCCGUAUGCAAAGUUUUUAAUCACUUGAAGUAUGUGUUUUAUAUGUGUCUAGUAUGGUCAUUGUUACGCUCAGAAAUGUUUCGUGAGUGGUUUUAAUAUGUAUAAAUAUAGACCUACUAUAAUUUUAGUUAUAUAAAUGUACGUGGUUAUUAAAAAAAACAAAUGCUUUUCCAUCAUGAUUCUUCACAUAUUGCCAUUGCUUGUCAUCUAAAAUGGACAAUUAUUUUGCUGUUUUGUUUGCUAUUUUAAAAUCGUGUGUAGCAUAAAUAUUACCAGUGGCGGAUCCAAAAAAUUAAUUUAGGGGGAUUCCACGAAUUCUUCAACGUAAACAAUGAAAAAAUAAAAUAUCGCAAAACUUAGAUCCGCCACUGAUUACAUGUUGGAUAUUUAGUGAAAAUCAGCACUUGGUGAUCUUCUUUAUAAGGGCUAAAGGCGACGUCACACGAUGUGAGUACCUCGUACGAAAAUAGCUACGAGAAUAACCGAUUGCAUAGCACCGAUAAAAUGGCAGUGUUCGUCUUGUCAUUCGGCAUUUCUUGUGUCUGUUCGGGUACGAGGCGUCGCCUUGUAUAAGACAAUGUUUCUGUUGAGUAUUCGCUACAAGUAUACAUGUGUGUUUGUUCUGUUAACAUGUUAAAAUUAAAAUAAAGAUCUCAUUAUGUGUUA
This is a messenger RNA of Gigantopelta aegis, 4472 nucleotides long. RefSeq names its product glyoxylate reductase/hydroxypyruvate reductase-like. The record is from RefSeq and is a predicted model, not a curated record. Lineage: Eukaryota; Metazoa; Mollusca; Gastropoda; Neomphalida; Peltospiridae. Gene Ontology annotation, molecular function: hydroxypyruvate reductase (NADH) activity; NAD binding; hydroxypyruvate reductase [NAD(P)H] activity. Bases 1074 to 2075 code for a protein of 333 amino acids. Gene Ontology annotation, cellular component: cytosol. The transcript is spliced from 4 exons.